UGUCGAAAUCGUCUCUCUCGCUCUCUCCCCUCCCGCUCUCUUUCCUCCCCCUCCCUCCCUCUCUCCCCAGGUGUUUUGGUGAGGACUCAUGCCUGUCCAUCCCAGACAUCAAGGCGGUGGUUAUGGUGCUGCCUCCCAGCGAGCCGCGGAUCACCAUCAGGGGCUCCAAUCGACUCGUCAGGCCUGCCUCCGACAUGCACGGCCCGCUGGGGGUGGCCCCCUUCAAGGACCUCCGCAUCACCAGCACCGUGGUCAAGGGGGAGGGCUCGGCGCUCGGGGGAGCCCACAGGCCGGGCGUGAUGGAGGUGAUGCAUAACCUGGACUACUGCGACAUCCUGGUGCUGGGGGAGGAGCUAAACCCCCAGAGAGAGAGCCUGGAGAUCCAGCGGAGCGCGCUGACGGGGAAACACCUGGACGCCACCAACUCCACCUCAGGCAUCUCCAUAUAUGGGGUGGACUCCAUGGCGCACUAUGAGCAGGCGGUGAGACAGGUGCGCUACAGACACUCCCAGCCCUCCACGCUGAGCGGGAGGAGGUUCCGCUUGACGUGCUCCGAGCUCAACGGUCGCUACACCAGCAACAAGUUUAAUAUGGAGGUCGGCGUUCUCCACCACACAGCGCCCGUGGAACACGUCAAUCACAUGGCUGCCCAAUCCCAGUACCUCAGACCGGUGCAUCAUCCCCUCAUGAUUCACACGCUCAACUCGCAGAUGCAAGCAGCGCCCCCGGCCGCCACGGUUGUGAUCGUGGUGUGUAUCGCCGCCCUGGUGGUCAUCGUGGUGCUGGGCAUCUACAGGAUCCACACCACGCAGCAGGAGUCCCGGGACGACGAGGACGAGGGGAAAGACCAGGACGUGGAGUGGGACACCGCCUCGCUCACCAUCACCGUCAACCCCAUGGAGAACAUUCAAGGACCCAAGGCAGCGAAGGAGGAGGUGAGAGGAGGGGAGUAUGAAGAGGAGGAAGAGACGGGGGCAGCCACUAGCGCUGAGUCGGAUGACAGUGAGCAGGACGAUGAUGAGGAGGAAGAGGAGGAGGAGGAGGAGGAGGAGGAGAGAGAAGCACAGGCCGAGAGGAAGAGCAGACGCAAGACUGAAUGGGACAGCUCCUCCUCUGUGAGAUAUUGAUCAGGGGAAGGCAUAGCUGAUUUAAAAGGAAAUAAAAAACUAAACAUGCACACACAUACUCACUCGAACCCCUCUAGAGAAAUCUGUUAAAAUCUGUUUGGAGUGCAGGAUGGUGAUUCAUUUUUGUUGUGCAUGUUUUCUAAUGAAACAGUGCACUCUGGUGGGAAAAGGUGGAACUAUGCGUUACACGAGUAAACGUCUUUCAGUUUGGGAAAUCCAUCUAGUCUAAUCUUUAAUGUUAUUUUAUCUCUCAAAUCCAUCUGAAACAAUGCAAUAGUAAUAGAAAAACUACAAACCAACUAAAUUAUAAAGAUCUAGGCCUAUUGAACUUACCACAACGGGGCAUUGAAUAUGUUUAACAAAUGUUUUAUUUAUUGCAUAAAAGACUCAAUAGCGUUCAUCCCUCUUGAUUUGAAUCCAUCAUUUCCAAAUGAACUAUGAGUUUUGUUUACCAUAUUCCACAUAGAGUCAGCAAACUGCCCACGAACCGUAGCGCAGAUUAACAAGUGUAUGCAAACGAAUUUUGAAUCUCCACUAAUGCAGUUCAAUAACCGCGUUAUUGAGUGCAUGUCCUCCUCUGCCUGGUUCCAGGUGACAUGACGGAAAAAGACAAGGUGGUGUCGUUAGGAUUUUAUGAAAAUCCCUUGUGGUCUCUUGGUUACAUCAUACCCUUUAGUAUCCCCAGCUCAUCUGGUUAUUCUACGGACACCUCGGGGUGAGACCCACGAUGACAGCCCACCCAACCUUAAUCACAUCACUACUUUUCAUUGAGGGAAUAACAGGUGGAUAGGGUGGAGUAGGAUGGUGUGGGGGGCUAGGGUGCAGGGUGUAGGGUGUGUUUCAACCCAAUCAACAUAUUACAUAUAUAUAUAAAUGGAUCAUCGAAUCUAUAGCCUAUAACAGCAAUCUCCUGGGACCCCAUAUGGAAAUCAGGGGACCCUAAGUGGGGGUCCCAACCCAAAGGUUGGGAUCCACUGCUUUGUACUGUGACCACUGUACUUUGUGGAAAGAUUCAGCCUAAAGGUACUGGGUUUGAUCCCCGAUGUGCGCAGUAUCCCUGGGGACAUCCUUGAGCAAAGAUGGCCCCCCCACUUUCCCGCUCCUAAUCACAUCUGGUAUCCCGGGUCUGUCUGAAGUGACCGUAAGCGACCUUGGUGACAAACAUCUGCUCCGAUGAGUUAGGGACACUCAGAGACAGACUUCUCCUCAGCAAUCUUCUUCUGAAAUACCCUUCAAUCACAAACUGAUAUGAGGGGUUUCAAACCCGCCAAUUUAUCCAUUGACCAUCAGUCUGAUUACCAUUCAACGUGACUGCACCCGAGGUUUCCUAACUGAUGAGUCUAGGGGGAAAAUGACCAGAAAAUGCUCAUGCUCAUGUUUGCAUAUGUUUACAUUAUGUUUACGGUAGUACAUAAAAGCCCAAUGCAGUCUUAUUGACGUUCCUCAUUGUUAAGCUGGACCUGAGCGGACCAGGAGGAACAGAGGAAAGCACGGAGUCAACAAUCGCUGGGUAGCUCUACUCUUUAGAUAGAGCUACCUUUACUUAUGUAGGUCGCUGUGGAUAAAAGCGUCUGCUAAAUGCCCUAAAUGUUAAUGUACAUUUUGAAUCUACAAUUCAGUUUCUAAUAAUUAUAAUACGUAUACACACUUAAUUUCAUUGAAUUCCCAUAACAGAGGCCCAGUCCAAUUUCAAAGACAAAGGAUGUAGGAGGUUUCAGUCUCAAAACAAUGUUACAUUGAACAUUAACCAUGGAUCAGUAAUGAACGAUGUAUAAUUUCUCUUAACUCUCCCCCCCCCCCCCCCUUAUUUUCUUAGUUUACGUUAACGUCACUCUGUGUUAUUCCUGUGAAAGGUUCAUCAUGUGAUUACCUUGCUACCCUUCUGUUAGCCUUUAGAGACUGUAAUCGUGAUGUCAUCAUUGUGAGACAGAAGCCUUGGUUCCAAUCG
Molecule: messenger RNA, 3075 nt
Organism: Gadus chalcogrammus (walleye pollock)
Lineage: Eukaryota; Metazoa; Chordata; Actinopteri; Gadiformes; Gadidae
Product: calsyntenin-2-like
Exons: 6
Coding region: 123-1127 (334 amino acids)
Biological process (GO): positive regulation of synapse assembly; positive regulation of synaptic transmission
Cellular component (GO): postsynaptic membrane; cell surface
Molecular function (GO): amyloid-beta binding; calcium ion binding; X11-like protein binding
Source: RefSeq, a predicted model, not a curated record